AUGCUGGAGACAGUAAGGAUCAGAAGGGCCGGCUACAGUGUGCGAAUAGAGUGGGACGCCUUCAUUCAACAAUAUCGCGUACUUCUUCGCAAUGGUUUGAACAGUACGAGAGAAGAUGUGAAGCAAUUCCUCAGUACGCAUCCAUCAAUCUCACCAGACAAUGUUCAGUACGGUGUGAGCAAGAUCUAUAUGAGGGAUGCCGAGAAACUGAUUCUUGACGACCACCUUCACAGGGUAAUCAUGCAACACAUCGGUGAGUUUGUAACUUGCUCAGUGUUAAGCAGCACUAAUUUUCAUGCGAGGAAGCGAUACUUACGGCUGAAGCAAGGCAUAGUGAAGAUUCAGGUUGUUCUUCUUACGCUAGGAAAUGACUAUACUGCUCGCAAACGAUCUCCGUUCAGGCACUGGUAUCGUGAAGAGCAUCGUUAUCGGCUGCUGCGUGAAGCCGUCAUUGCUCUUCAGUCUGCGUUCCGAGGCCGAGAAGCCAGAAAGAGGCUCGGAGAUAUUCCUCGUCAAAGAGGGCGGAUUCGUGUCAAGCGAGUUCAGGCUGUGAAGUUGCCUGUGUUUGAUCUCGACAAUCCUCAAUCACUCGCUGUGUUCGGGUUGAGUGAUGACGACGAUCUUGAAAGGUAA
This is a messenger RNA of Haemonchus placei, 633 nucleotides long. NCBI's taxonomy places the organism in Eukaryota, Metazoa, Nematoda, Chromadorea, Rhabditida, Trichostrongylidae. The record is from the annotation of a GenBank genome assembly.